AUGUGCCUCCUCUCACUACUCUCCUUGGUAUUCCUCUCGCAGUCUUAUCCUACCUUUUUCUUCUACCCCUUCCUCGUUUCCCUCUUCACUCUCUCUCUCUCUCUCUGUGGCAACACGGGUCUCUCCACACUCGUCUCCUGCUCUCCAUCCUAUUACACAACUCCCCUCUCCUCCAUUACCCCACUCAAAACCAAGCCAUCCACCUUCCAAUUACCCUUCAGGCCCUCCCGAAUCACUCACCUGACGCACCGCCCCACCACCACCAUCCACCCUGUUGCCGCUGUCGAGGCCCCCGAGAAGAUCGGGAAGCUCGACGAGAUCUCCAGCCUCACCCUCAUGGAGGCCCUCGCCCUUGUGGACUACUUGCAGGGCAUGUUGGGGGUCUCCACGGCCGAGUUCAGCCCAACGGUGGUGGCCAUGGCGCCCUUAGCAGGGGGAGACGCAGGGGGUUUGUCGAAGGAUGAGGCAGAGGACGCAAAGAAGCCGCUCGAGGUGACUGAUACUGAGACGAUAGAAAGUGAUCACUGUAGGGUUAAAUUAAAUUGGACGGGCUCGGAGAAGGAGAAGGAGAAGGAGAAGGAGCGAAACCGCUUACUAAAAACCGGAGAAUUCAGGUCAAAUGAAGAUCGGUAA
Molecule: messenger RNA, 633 nt
Organism: Eucalyptus grandis
Lineage: Eukaryota; Viridiplantae; Streptophyta; Magnoliopsida; Myrtales; Myrtaceae
Product: 50S ribosomal protein L12, chloroplastic-like
Exons: 2
Coding region: 1-633 (210 amino acids)
Biological process (GO): translation
Cellular component (GO): ribosome
Molecular function (GO): structural constituent of ribosome
Source: RefSeq, a predicted model, not a curated record